AUGCGGUGGUCAGGGUAUCCCUACACUCAGGCUCCACCCCGGGACUUUCUAUCUGUCUGUACGGUGCGCUGUCAGAAGUUCCUCAUCUCUCGUGUUGGUGAAGACUGGAUCUUCCUCAUCCUCCUGGGUCUACUCAUGGCUCUGGUCAGCUGGGUGGUCGACUUCGCUAUCGCCAUCUGUCUACAAGCACAGAAGUGGAUGUACGGAGGCCUGGAGAGUAAUGUGUUUCUCCAGUACCUGGCCUGGGUCACCUACCCUGUGGUGCUCAUCACCUUCUCAGCUGGCUUCACACAGAUACUGGCCCCACAGGCCGUAGGUUCAGGUAUCCCAGAGAUGAAGACCAUUCUGAGGGGUGUAGUGCUGAAAGAAUACCUCACCUUUAAAACCUUUGUGGCCAAAGUCAUUGGCCUCACCUGUGCCCUGGGCAGUGGCAUGCCUCUGGGCAAGGAGGGUCCAUUUGUUCACAUUGCCAGUCUGUGUGCUGCACUCCUCAGCAAGUUCAUGUCUCUGUUUGGAGGAAUCUAUGAGAAUGAGUCGAGGAACAUUGAGAUGUUGGCAGCUGCCUGUGCUGUGGGGGUGGGCUGUUGUUUUGCUGCCCCUAUAGGAGGUGUGCUGUUCAGUAUUGAGGUAACGUCUACGUUCUUUGCGGUGAGGAAUUACUGGAGAGGGUUCUUCGCUGCCACCUUCAGUGCCUUCAUCUUCAGAGUCCUGGCCGUGUGGAAUAGAGACGAGGAGACCAUCACAGCUCUGUUUAAAACCAGUUUCCGUCUGGACUUUCCCUUUGACCUCCAGGAGCUCCCAGCCUUCGCUGUCAUUGGUAUUGCCAGUGGUUUUGGUGGGGCGUUGUUUGUCUACCUGAACAGACUGAUAGUCCAGUUCAUCAGGAAACAGAAGACCAUCAACAAGUUCCUCAUGAAGAAGCGUCUGCUGUACCCAGCCCUGGUCACUCUGCUGGUGUCUACGCUAACCUUUCCCCCCGGCUUCGGACAGUUCAUGGCAGGCAAGCUGACCCAGAAGGAGUCCCUGGUGACGUUGCUAGACAACCGGACAUGGGCCAAGCAGGGCAUAGCCGAGGGAUUUGACUACAUCGGCAACUCCCAGGCCUGGAAUCACCCCCAGGUCAACGUCUUCGUCACCCUCGUCCUCUUCAUCGUAAUGAAGUUCUGGAUGUCUGCUCUGGCCACCACCAUCCCUGUUCCCUGUGGAGCCUUCAUGCCAGUCUUCGUCAUUGGGGCAGCGUUUGGCCGUCUGGUCGGGGAGAGCAUGGCCGCCUGGUUCCCUGAUGGCAUCCACUCUGAUGGCACCAUCUACCCCAUAGUGCCAGGAGGCUACGCUGUCGUGGGUGCGGCGGCCCUGUCUGGAGCGGUGACCCACACGGUGUCGACGGCGGUCAUUGUGUUUGAGCUGACGGGUCAGAUCAGCCACAUCCUGCCGGUGAUGAUAGCGGUGAUACUGGCCAACGCUGUAGCCCAGUCCCUCCAGCCCUCGCUAUAUGACUCCAUCAUCCGGAUCAAGAAAUUACCCUACCUCCCUGAACUGGGCUGGGGACACCACGAGAAGUAUAAUAUUCGUGUGGAGGACAUCAUGAUUAGGGAUGUGACGUACAUCACCCUCAAUUGCUGCUACAGAGACCUGCAUGAUGUACUGCUGGCUGGACACCUCAAGACCCUGGCCCUGCUCGAGUCCAGUGAGUCGAUGAUCCUGCUGGGUUCUAUUGAGCGUGCCCAGCUCCAGGCCCUCCUGUCCCUACAGCUGGGCCGACCACGGAGGCUGGAGUACCUGAGAGACCGGGCUACUGCUGAGAAGAAGCGCCUGUCGAUGGUCUCCCACCCGGGCAGCGAGGACGGCUCCCAGAGGGUUAACCAGGAGGUCCGCUUCCAGAUCUCCACAGAGGAGUCUUCCUUCAGUCCCACCCCUACCCCCUCCAUGAAACCACUGAAGCCUGCCCUGAAGAGACCCUCUGUGUUGGACCGCCCUACUGAGAUACCCAUACCCACAAGUCCACAGGACCACUCUGGCAGCAGCUUAAAGAACCUCUUCUGUGUCAAUCCUGAGACAGAAGACCUGGAGGAUGACUUCGAUGUGGAUGAUGACAUGACCAUCAGAGAGAUUGCAGAGUGGGAGGAGAACCAGCUUGACGAGCACGUGAACUUUGACAACUGCAAGAUCGACCCCGCCCCCUUCCAACUGGUGGAGCGCACUUCACUACAUAAGACCCACACCAUCUUCUCUCUGCUGGGGUUGGACCAUGCCUAUGUCACCAGCAUUGGGCGACUCAUCGGAGUGGUGUCCCUCAAAGAGCUGCGGAAGGCCAUCGAGGGUUCUGUGGCGGUGAAGGGGGUGAAGGUGCGCCCCCCUCUGUCCAGUUUCCGGGACAGCGGCACCAGCGGCACCAGCAGCAGCAAUAGCGAGAACGAAGCCACAGAGCUCCACAAGCUGUGGGACCGCCACAAGUCCAUGUCCCUUCCCCGGGAGCACCUGGCCUCCGACUCUGACGAGAAGUCCCAGUGAGGGGGAUGGGGACAGGGGACAGGUGAUAGGGACAGGUGGACGGGAUGGGGAUGGGGACAGGUGUGUUGGCGAGGAGGGCGGAGGAGUAGGAGGAGCGUUGACCCUCCCGCCUCAAAACCACAACCUAUGCUGCAACCUCAUGGCUUGGAUCAAUAUUUAAUUCUGGAAUAUAGAGUUCUCUCCUCUUCCUCCUCUCAUAACCUUCCUCUCCAUCCCUCUUUCCUUUACCCCUUCUCCCAGUGGGCCUUUGGGCCCUGCACUUACUCAACUCUUAUGGAGGAGGGAUGGACUCACCACAGACUGGACCCUGCUCUCCACUAGGCUUGGGGGGCCCACAGCAGAAGAGAUCUGUGUGUUAGGGAGAGGAGAGGAGUUAAGAUGUCACUGCUUAACAAAGGUGGUCAAAACAAAAUGUAUAGAAUGUGGUUUGACUAUAAAAGGGAUUGCAUUUUGUAUAUAUUUUUUGGCCGACUUUGGUAUUGGUGAGGAAAUGUUCAAAGUUUGUUUGCAUUUUGUGGACCUGUAAACGUUUCUUUCUGACCAGUCUUCCAUAUGCAGACGGUUCAACGGUGAUAAGAGGAUAGGCUUGUGUACCGGUAUGGAUGUUAGUGGGAGUGUAUGUAUUGAGUGCAUGGACGUAUUGGUUUGUCUGUAUUUAGACAAAGGCGGUAGCGAAACCAACCUUCUGCUUUUCUUACUUUGUGAUUUGAAUCUUCUUAUCAGACAUGUUUCAGCCUUAUCAUUUCAGCUGUGUUCUAUUUUGUUCCCAUCUGGUUUAGUGACCUGGAAAUAAGUUUGGAAGGUAGCCUAGCAGUUAGAGCGUUGGGCCAGUAACCAAAAGGUCGCUGGUUCGAAUACCCGAG
Molecule: messenger RNA, 3374 nt
Organism: Coregonus clupeaformis (lake whitefish)
Lineage: Eukaryota; Metazoa; Chordata; Actinopteri; Salmoniformes; Salmonidae
Product: chloride channel protein 2-like
Exons: 23
Coding region: 1-2511 (836 amino acids)
Biological process (GO): transmembrane transport; chloride transport
Cellular component (GO): membrane
Molecular function (GO): voltage-gated chloride channel activity
Source: RefSeq, a predicted model, not a curated record